Molecule: messenger RNA, 5044 nt
Organism: Paramisgurnus dabryanus
Lineage: Eukaryota; Metazoa; Chordata; Actinopteri; Cypriniformes; Cobitidae
Gene: tmem121ab
Product: transmembrane protein 121Ab
Source: RefSeq, a predicted model, not a curated record
UGUGAGCUGAUCAGGUUAGGCGCUGGAAACCAAAUGUGUUUUUCUCUUUGUAAAGCUUCUCCUCUCGACAUUAUCUGCCUUCUGAGCCGUUAUGUUUAUGUCUCACUACAUGAGCUGGAUUUUAAUUCUGUAAACCUCAUGGAAUCAUUAUUAUGGAGGGAUUUCUGUCCUCUGGAUUAAACCCUCAUUCAGUACGACGGACUGCGAGCUGUGAGUGAGUAGGUUGUGUCAGAAAAGGAGGGAAGCAUGAAACCCAAUAAAAGAUCUUUCCUCUGGAGAGUCACAGAGAGAUGGCAGGUCCCUGAGGCCAAUGACCCUUUGUCCAAAUGAUCUAUGGUUAGAAACCAGCUGCCCUAUACAGUCAAUCUGCUCAACUACUUGACACAAAGACUGAAAGACUGAAGAACUGCUCGAUCAACAUUCAGUACCUGCAUACACUCUGAAAACACACAUUUCAACAUCUCUCUUCUCUUAAAAAAGGUUAUCUCAUAUGUGAAAAACUACCUAAACCAGAAUCUGUUUAUGGAAGAAAAGAUUUACCUAGAAAAAGGUAACGGCCCUCACGUAUCCUUGCAUCACCUUCUGUUACCAUGACCACCAAAGGAAGAAUUAUUGCAUCUCAUUUGAGAAUGCUGAGGUCGUGCAGGCGUGCGGUCCAAAGCGAUCAAUACGACUUCACUGAUUAAUGAACAGAUUUCUCUUCCAUUUAGUGGGUCAGAGAAAAAUCAUCUGCCAAGACAAAGAUUGUGAAAUUAGCUUCAGUAUUUACGAGUUGUGUUUCCAUUGCAAUGUACGGCAGCACAAACUUUAUAUCAUUUAACACCGUUUUCUUAAGACUCAGAAUCGAUUAGGCCCUUGCAAAGCUAUGAAUCAAACUGUCAGCUGGUAGCAAAUGGCCUUUUGGUAGAAUCAUGGGUUUGUGGACCUACUGACCUUUUAAAAAUUAAAGCUCUCCUUUUAGACAUUUAGAGGCGAGAUGUGUAAAUGUCCCGUCUGGGUUUAUUUUUAUGCCUUCAAAGUACAAAAAAACUGUGAUGAUGGACCAAAAGAAGAGAAUCCAACCAGCUUAGCGUAGCUUAAAUCGUCCAAAGUAACUCGAGCGAGUGCAUGUCGUGGCGGCCAUCAGCAUGGUGUUGCCACCACCGGACAAACGGCAUGUGUGUCUCACCACCUUGGUCAUCAUGACAAGCAUGGCCUUCAUGGACGCCUACCUAGUAGAGCAGAACCAGGGGCCACGGAAGAUCGGCGUCUGCAUCAUCGUGCUGGUCGGAGACGUCUGCUUUCUCAUAGUCCUCCGCUACGUGGCCGUGUGGGUGGGGGCAGAGGUGCGGACGGCCCGACGCGGCUACGCCAUGAUCCUCUGGUUCCUCUACAUCUUCGUGUUGGAGAUCAAGCUUUACUUCGUCUUCCAGAACUGCAAGGCUGACCGCAAGAGCCUGGAAACGGUCGCCAGGAAGGCUCUGACGUUGCUGCUUUCCAUCUGUGUGCCGGGUCUCUACUUGGUUCUGGUGGCUCUGGACAGCAUGGAGUACGUUCGAACCUUCAGGAGAAAGGAGGACAUGAGGGGUCGGCUCUUCUGGGUGGCACUGGACUUGUUAGAUUUGCUGGACAUGCAGGCCAACCUCUGGGAACCCCAACGGACGGGUUUGCCCAUUUGGGCAGAAGGUUUGAUGUUCUUCUACUGCUACAUUUUGUUGCUGAUUCUCCCUUGUGUGUCCUUGAGCGAGAUCAGCGUUCAGGGCGACCAGGCGUCCCCUCAAAAAAUGAUGCUUUAUCCUCUCCUCAGUCUGGUCACCAUUAAUGUCGUCACCAUUCUCAUUCGUGGAGUUAACAUGGUGCUCUUCCAGGACAGCCGGGUUUCCACCAUCUUCAUCGGUAAAAACGUGGUGGCCAUCGCUACCAAGGUGUGUACCUUCCUCGAGUAUCGGAAACAGUCGUUGGACUUCCCCGCUCGGGAGAACGCGACGGGCAUUCCGAUGGAAGUCCAGCAAAACUCUGUUGGACACGGACAAGCUUUGCCAAAUGCUAUAAGCCUCCCACAUGAACCAAACCCAGCACAAGAGAUUAUGAAUACAUGACAUGAUGAAAAAAGUUUGGCAUAGUUGUAACUUCUUAUACAAAGUGACUCAUUCCAUCUCAACUCAACCAAAGCUUUUAUAAGAAUUUAUUAUAUUAUUAUAGAAAUUUUUAAACAAAAACAAUGUUAAUUCCAAAUUGUAAAAGCCAAUUUAAAAUAUUAUAAUAAUAAUAAUAAUAGGAGGGAUCAGGAAAAAACAUUUAAUCUGGAGCCUGAUGGGACGUACACACCAAACGCAAAUUCAACAAUUGAAUUGGGUGUUAUGUUUGCCACAAAAAUAAGCGUUAUUCGUCUCAAAUUCGUCUUUCCGCAAUUUGAAAAUAUUCAACUCAAGCAAAAAUUCGCAGGGCACGAAGUUAAAUCCCGUGAGUAAUCUAGAGCCAGGAACAUGACGCUUUGCGCUUUGUGUGUACGCACCAUAAAACACAUUGAAUAAAGUCACUCUUGGACAUUUUUAUAUUUUAGCAAAUAAAGACAUCAUCUAAUACUUAUAAAACAAUUAGAAAUUUUAGUUCACAACAUCUGUAUGACUCAAAUACAAGAAGAUUUUUUUCAUGCUGAAUUUUUAACAACUAUACCUGAUUUUAAUACACAGCCUAAAUAUUGUACAUUUACAUUUAUGCAUUUGGCAGAUGCUUUUAUCCAAAGUGACUUACAGUGCAUUACAAGGUAUACAUUUUUAUCAGUCGGUUCGAACCCAUGGCGUUUUUUUGUUUGUUUGUUUGUUUUGCUGCUUACGCAAUGCUUUACCACUGAGCUUAUACAUCAAUAAAACGUAGUUUUCAUUUCUUUUUGAAAGGCUUUGGUUUUAAACAUAAUUGCCAUAGUUAUACACGUGUUAUACCAUAGUUUUGAUGAGUUUACUAUUUUUCAAAAAUGUGAAAAAUAUAAAUAAAUUGCUCAUCAUGUGUAAAAAUGGUAUAAACAACAAAUCAGCCCAUAAUAUUUGUUAUAAGUUAUGUUGAGUUGAAAUGGAGUGACUAUCAUUGGAUGACUUGAUAAGGAAGAGACAUUUAAAGAGUAUGGGGAGUUGAUAUGAAUAAAAGCAAAAGUCUUACAAAGACUUGUAUCUUAUGAGUGGAAAUGAUCAAACCUUUAGUGUUUUAUAACCACUCCACUUAACUAUCUAGCGAAAGCUUGUUAUUAAAAAAUACAAACUUUGUGAGAACCAUUUUUAUUUAUUAUAUUUAGUAUUUUUAAGUGCAGUAGAAAUUAAUUCUCAUGUUUGAGAGGAAACUAUAGUGCUAAUGUCUAUUGUGUCUGAUGUUGAGGUGAAGGAGUAAAAAGCAAAACAACUGAAAUGUUGUAUCGGUGCAUCCCUAGAAAAUAACUACAAAUAUCAUUGUGAGAAUAACCAUUAGAGAGUUACUGUACAUUCCCUUAGAAAAUAAAACAGAGAAUGAACUUCUAGACCUUGGAUUGUAAAUGGAUAACAUUAUUAUGAUGAUUAUUAUAUACCACUUGUGUACUUGAUUUUUUUACAUUUUUGUUCAAGAAUUCAGCUGUGUUUAUUAAAAAAAGGAAAAAGGAAGAAUGUUUUUGACUAAAGAUUACCUCCUCACCAGUGCCAGACAGUGAUUUCUCUUCCAAGGGACGCAAAAUCAAGAUAUGUGUUCGUUGCGUCAUGUGAACCAUGUGCAUCAUGCACCAUGUCAAAAUACGUACUGCACACGCAAUGCAAGGGUUUAUGAUAAAAGAGACGCUCACGUUCACUAAAUACCCGCAAGACACUAACUUAACUAAACUCUAAUUACACAUGAGAUUAAGCGAGUAUCCGACAAACAUGAGCGUCUUUUUUAUCAUAAACCCCUUCAAAGCGUCUGCAGCAGGCUUGUAAUUUGAAUGACGCGUGAUGCACAUAAGUUUACAUGACGUGCUGAACACAUAUUGAAAUAUGACGAGUCAAACACAUGAUGGGCUAUAUACAUGUUGUGACGAGCUUUGCAUCGUGCGCCCUCGAAAAAGAAGUCACCGACCACCACUGCUCCUCACACAAUUCUUACGCUGCAGACAAGAUCUCAGUCUUUCUAUCGCAGUGUUUGUUUAAACAGCUCCUGUAAUGUCUGAGUAAACAUAUGAUGUGUACAGAAACAGAUGGUGGGGUAAAUGGCAUGAGAGAAAUUGAAAUAAAUGCCAAGUGGCCUCUAUCAUCAGAGAUUCACCUCUCUAGAGACACACAUCACAAAACAGAUUCCUAAAACAUCCAGUCUGCCUUUUUAUAUUUCAUACAUAAUUUAUACCCCAUAGGAAUGAGAGAACUAUUCGAUAUCCUACUCUUAUUUAUUCAGUACAACAUGUAUUUAUUGCCACCUGCAUAUGGUGGGCGGUCUGUGUCAUAUGCACAAUGAACGUCGACUCACCAAUCUGUGCUUUUUAGAAAAUUUGUCAACUUCAGCAUCCACCCACUGGCAAACAACAGGAAUAUGCUUUCUCUCUAAUACGCUGUCACCAUACGGCAACAUGUCAUUUAACUUCACACUACCAAAAAGCUACAACAACUUGAAAGGUUGGAGUUUUUCAAGCCAUCAUUAUACAGAUGGAGCAGCAGUUAUUAAAACAGACUGCGUGUCCAUCACACACUAUGACUGUCAGUGUAAAUGAGCCCAUUAACAAGCUUUCUUAGCUUUUGAAAACAAAAUAUAUAGCCUUAUUCUGAAAUCACCUGUAUAUGUAAGGUUUUCUUGACCUGGAACCACAAAAACAUAAGGGUAAAUAUACAUCACAUAUGUGGUUUGUUAGGAUACAACAAUAUUUGACUGAGAUAAAACAAUUAGAAAAUCUGGAAUGUGAAGGUGCAAACAAUUUAAAAAUAUUGAGAAAAUCGCCUUUAAAGUUUUCCAAAUGAAGUCCUUAUGCUGCGUACACACCAAAUGCAGAGCAUUGCGUUCCUCACUCGCGAUUACUCGCGGGAUUAAACUUUGCCAUGCAAAUUUUCUGCUUGAGUUGAAUUUUUUUAACUUGUGCGAA